Messenger RNA from Necator americanus (New World hookworm), 1110 nucleotides. RefSeq lists its product as uncharacterized. NCBI's taxonomy places the organism in Eukaryota, Metazoa, Nematoda, Chromadorea, Rhabditida, Ancylostomatidae. The coding region runs from base 1 to 1110 and encodes 369 amino acids. The transcript has a single exon. The record is from RefSeq and is a predicted model, not a curated record.
AUGCUGCUAUGCCAAGGAUUUCAACAGAAAUCGAUGGACUUGUGUCUGUACAUAUGCUGGAGCCCGUUGAUCACUCAGAAUGGGCAGCACCCAUUUUCAGAAGAAAAAUGGAUCGAUCCGCCUCUGCGCAGACUACUCCACCGGAGCGAUGCACUGGAACAAAACCAGUAUCCGCUUCCAACCCCAGAGGACACUUUCACGAAACUCAACGGAGGACGCUACUUUUCACAGCUCGACGUAGCCGAAGCAUAUCUCCAAUUGGAAGUGGGCGACGUCUCAAAACAGCUGCUCACUAUCCACACACACCGUGGACUGUAUCGCUUCAACCGACUACCAUUUGGAGUGAAACCAGCUCCUGGUAUAUUCCAACAAUGUAUGGAUGCUCUUAUCGCUGGAUUAGAUGGAACUGCUGCCUAUCUCGACGACAUAUUGGUUAUUGGUAGAACCAUCGGCGAACACAAUGCCCGACUAGAGGCCGUACUCAAGCGGAUUCAAAUGUGCUUUCAUGCAGACGGCGAUCACCUACCUUGGGUUCGUCAUCAACGCACAAGGACGAAGCCAGGUCCUGAGAAGAUCAAAGCUAUCCAGAAGAUGCCCGCUCCGAAGGACGUCAGUCAACUUCGCUCUUUUCUGGGACUCAUCAAUUUCUACGGAAACUUCGUCAAGGAUCUCCACAAUCUACGCGCUCUUUUGGAUACUCUUACGAUAAUGGAUGUUGUCUACACAUGGAUACAGGAGUGCCAGUCUUCUUUCGACAAGAUUAAAGCAAUCCUAAGCUCGGAUCUCCUGUUGACCCACUUUGACCUAAGUCUCCCGAUCAUCGUUGCCGCUGAUGCUUCAAAUUACAGAAUGGGAGCAACCCUUUCACAUCGCUUCGCAGAUGGAUGCGAGAACAUCAUUAAUUACGCAAGCUGUUGCCUGACACAACCACAGAAGAACUACAGCCAGAUAGAAAAGGAAGCACUCGCUCUUAUUUUCGCCGUUUCGCAGAAGUUCCAUCGUUUCAUCCAUGGACGACAUUUCACACUGAGCACUGACCAAAAACCACUUUUGGCAAUCUUCGGAAGGAAGAAAGGAAUUCCGGUCUACAGUGCCAACCGUCUUCAAUGA